AUGAGUAACGGUCUACCGGAAAACGUCUCAAUAACGGCCGGACAACCACUUGGGAUGCGUGAUGACGCGUCGGGCGUGGACGCGAGCCUUCUCCCAGUGGUAGGAGGCCCACAUCAAGAUCUGGAUGCUGAGCGUCGACCCGGACGCGUUUUGUUCGCUAAUACCAUCCGAAAAAACUCAAGUCUUGUUGGACGAUGGAGGGAGAUGCUGGACGAGGAAGUCUGCACGCCACCUCCUUCCACACCGGCCCAACCGCCUAUUCCAAGUGCGCUGCAACAGCCGGGUGAAGAGUAUGCUGCUCCUUUACCCGUCCUUUCAAUGCUUGUCUUGUCGAUUACUAUGUUGGGUGAAUUCCUGUCGGCGAACGUUUCUGCGCCCUGGAUUCUCUUCAUGGUCCAAGGUUUCAACCAAUUCUCUGACGAAUCCCGCACUGGAUAUUCGACCGGAAUUUUAGUGUCAACUUUUUUUCUGACACAGUUCUUGACCUCCUUGCUUUGGGUGACAAUAGCGGCUAGGUAUGGGCAGCGAUUCGUCUUAUUCAUAUCGCUUUUCGGCACUGCCGUUACCUGUUUUCUGUUUGGUAUAUCCUCGUCCUUGCAACAGGCGAUGGCAAUACGCCUGAUGCAGGGUGUCUUCGCCGGUGCAAUCGGUGUUGCGCGAGGCUGCGUCACGACUAUUACGGACCAGAGCAAUGAAGGAAGAGCCUAUGCCAUUCUGGGCUUUUGUUGGGGUAUGGGUGGUGUUGCUGGAGCCGUCAUCGGAGGAAUAUUCGAAUCUCCUGCUGCAAAAUGGCCGUCAGUUUUCGGGCGGAUACCGCUGUUCGUCAAAUAUCCGUACCUACUUCCCUGCGGUGUCGCGGCGUCAGUGACCUUCACAGGUUCUAUCAUGUGCCUCUUCCUUGGACCAGAUGGUGGGCCUCGUGAAAGAGCCAACCUGGUAUCUCUAGAGAAGACUGCGAGCAUCGAGGAAAGAGAAGUGACUUCGGCCACGUCCCUUCUCGAUGGCCCAUCACGCCAUGCUCAUUAUGGCUCUGUCCGUGGUUCUUUCCGGAUUUCGCUCCGAGGGAGGCCCUCUGGGUACUUUCCCAGACAUAUUUCCGACAUGCAGGAGCGCCCAACGUCACCUUUACUAUUUCAAAACGAACCAGCAUCAGUGUUAUCGACUCCAUCAAGGAUAAGCAGGUAUCAACCACUCCCGCAGACCAGUGGGUUGGCGUACGAGUAUAGUGGCACCUAUAGGUCGAGGCCUGGCAGCAGCUCGACGCGCAGAUUAAGCAGGGCCAUAUUGUUCAGCCGCCGACGCGACGUAGAGGGCGUGCAGUCCUCCAUGGAUGCCAGAAGCGAACGCAGCUUCACACAUCGGUUGGUCAUGGCGAACGAAAACGCGGUCAACAAUCUUGCAGACUUGUGGGUUGCCGCUGCGAUGAGUGUCGACGGUGAGGAUGCUUUCGAGUCACAGUCAGAAGUCGACACGGACACGGACGACGAUGAGGACGAUGAGGGUCCGGAGGAACUCGUGCAGAUUGUCGGAGGGAAUGGUGGUGAUGUGUCUGGAACGAUCCCUUCCGUUCCUGCCAACCGCAGCAACCGCUUCUACAGGACGCGGUCUUUGCCUGUCUCGAACCCUCAAAUGAAGCAGAUGUAUGAUGGUCGGUAUCCUAGGACGCGUGGUUCGCUUUCUCGCUCCAAAAGCCGUUUUCCAGCCAUCCGACGCCGCUCAUCGACAUACUCCCUACUUCCUUCCGCCACCGAUCUUGCAUCACGUCGACUUCCCGGUGCUGCAUCAAUAUUUGCGCAUGCCGGUGUGCGUCCACCUCCCGCAGUGCUUGAAGUGCAACAGCCACUCCCACCGAUGGAUGAACCUCUCGCACCAUUGCCUCCAAUAUUGGAGUCCCAGCGUGUCGAAAACGUCGCGGAGGAACCGAAGGAACCGUCGCUGUUAUCGCAGUUGCCUGUGCUCGUGAUCAUCCAAUAUGGCUUACUUGCGCUGCAUACAACCACUCAUGACCAGGUGUUCUAUCUCUAUCUUGUUUCCAAAUACCCAUUGGGCGGUCUGAACCUGGAUGCGGGCCACUUCUCGCAGCUUAUCGCAUUGAUGUGUCUGGCGCAGAUUGCCUAUCAGUUUUACUUAUACCCGAAUAUCGGUCCUCCUAGAGGUCGCUUCUCGCAUCUAGCCGUUUUCCGCAUUGGCUCUCUGCUCUUCAUACCCUCAUACCUUUCUGUCGUUCUAUACCGUCCGAUGGCCGGCCCAACCGGCGACGCAGAUCCAGUUCUGAUGUCUGCACUCGCACUCAGCACAGCUAUACGUUAUUGUGGGGCCACCUUCACAUUCACUUCUGUUGCCGUCCUGCUGAACUACAUGUCCCCGCCUCACAUGGUCGGCUACGCCAAUGGCGUCGCGCAGAGCAUAGUCAGCCUUGCACGUUUCAUUGGACCCAUUCUUGGCGGGACUCUUUGGUCCAUGAGCGUGGAGAAUGGACCUUCGGGCUACGCUCUAGGCUUCAUCGCGUGCGCGUCUGUGUGCGCACUCGCUGUUACGCACAGUCUUCUCAUCCGAUGA
Molecule: messenger RNA, 2559 nt
Organism: Sparassis crispa
Lineage: Eukaryota; Fungi; Basidiomycota; Agaricomycetes; Polyporales; Sparassidaceae
Product: major facilitator superfamily MFS-1
Exons: 16
Coding region: 1-2559 (852 amino acids)
Biological process (GO): transmembrane transport
Cellular component (GO): brush border membrane
Molecular function (GO): transmembrane transporter activity
Source: RefSeq, a predicted model, not a curated record